Molecule: messenger RNA, 1434 nt
Organism: Staurois parvus
Lineage: Eukaryota; Metazoa; Chordata; Amphibia; Anura; Ranidae
Source: the annotation of a GenBank genome assembly
AUGCCACAGACACCAAUAUUUCCCAGCAUGCUUGGCUCUGCCUGUAGUGGACAGGUGCAGCCAGAAAUGGGCGAGCAGUCUGGAGAUCCUGUUUACCAAGAUGGCUGUUUGGUGUCUGGGUCCUUGGAAGCCUUAAUUGAACGCUUGGUGCCCACAGUGGAUUACUAUCCUGAUAGAACGUAUAUCUUCACCUUCCUGCUGAGCUCACGUGUCUUCAUCCACCCCCAUGAGAUUCUCGCUAAAGUGGGACAGAUCUGCAUCAAACAGAAACAACAGCUGGAAGCUGGGACGGAAGCUGACAAGGCCAAGCUGAAAUCCUUUGCUGCUAAGAUCAUCCAACUGCUGAGAGAAUGGACAGAGACCUUCCCCUUCGAUUUCCAGGAUGAGAGAGCUAGGAAAGAGCUGAAGGAGAUUGCACAAAGAAUCACGCAGUGUGAUGAGGAGAAUGGAACAAUCAAGAAGAGCAUCAGUCAGAUGAUGCAGAAUGUGCUCCUCGCCCUGUCCACGCGGGGCCAGUACCAGGAGAUCCGAGAGAAGAUCCGACAACCAGUAACUGAUAAAGGGACCAUUCUCAAAGCUAAGCCCCAGUCUGCCCAAAAGGACAUCCUGAGUGUGUGUGGAGAUCCACUCAUCUUUGCCCAGCAGCUUACGACAAUCGAAUUGGAACGGUUAGGAAGCAUUUAUCCCGAGGAUCUCAUGCAGAUCAUAACUCACAUGGACUCCUUGGAUAAGGACAACCACAAGUGCCGAAGUGACGUUACCAAGACCUAUAACCUAGAAGCCUACGACAACUGGUUUAACUGCCUCAGCAUGCUGGUAGCGACAGAAAUCUGCAGGGUGGUGAAGAAGAAACAAAGAACAAGGGUGAUGGAGUUCUUCAUAGACGUAGCCCGGGAAUGUUUUAACAUUGGAAAUUUCAACUCUAUGAUGGCCAUCAUCUCUGGAAUGAACCUCAGUCCUGUCGCUCGGCUUAAGAAGACUUGGUCAAAAGUCAAGACAGCCAAGUUUGAUGUGCUGGAGCAUCAUAUGGAUCCAUCCAGCAAUUUCUGCAAUUACCGCACAGCACUCCAGGGGGCAACACAAAGGUCUCAGAGUGCUAACAGCAGCCGGGAGAAAAUUGUUAUCCCAGUUUUCAAUCUGUUCAUCAAAGAUAUCUUCUUCCUGCACAAAAUCCACUCCAAUCGUUUGCCUAAUGGCCACAUCAAUUUUAAGAAAUUCAUGGAGAUUUCAAGGCAGAUUCACGAUUUCCUGACCUGGAAGCAGGUGGAAUGUCCAUUUGAGAAAGACAAGAAAAUUCAGACAUACCUUCUCACGUCACCAAUAUAUACAGAAGAAGCUCUCUUUGUGGCUUCUUAUGAAAAUGAGGGUCCAGAUAAUCAUAUGGAGAAGGACAGCUGGAAGACUCUCAGGUCAACACUUUUAAACAGAGCCUGA